UCUGCCCAACUCCUCUCCAGUCCCGUUCCAGUCCGCCUUAUGCUGCGAUGAAGAAGCAGAACGUCCGCACCGUUUCUCUGAUCCUCUGCAUGUUCUCCUACCUUCUGGUGGGCGCCGCUGUCUUCGAUGCGCUGGAAUCCGAAUCCGAGAGCUCCAUGAAAAAAAUCCUGGAACAGAAGCGCAACGAGAUGAGGAAAAAAUAUCGAUUUUCUGAGGUCGACUACAAAGAAAUAGAGCGGGUAGUCCUACAAGCGGAACCGCAUCGGGCCGGCAGGCAGUGGAAAUUCGCGGGAUCGUUUUAUUUUGCUAUAACCGUCAUUACCACAAUAGGUUAUGGACACUCGGCUCCUGGAACGGAUGCAGGAAAAUUGUUCUGUAUGUUCUAUGCAGUCUUAGGCAUACCCUUGACACUUGUGAUGUUCCAGAGUCUUGGUGAGAGAAUGAACACUUUCGUACGUUUCCUGCUAAAGAAAGUUAAGGAGUGCCUGCGCAUGAGGAAGACCGAGGUCUCCAUGGAAAACAUGGUCUUGGUGGGCUUCUUGUCCUGCAUUGGAACCUUGUGCAUCGGAGCUGCCGCCUUUUCCCACUUUGAAGGGUGGACGUUCUUCCAUGCGUAUUACUUCUGCUUCAUCACACUCACCACCAUUGGUUUUGGAGACUUAGUGGCCCUUCAGAAGAAGGAGGACCUCCAAGAGAAGACUUCAUAUGUGACCUUCAGCUUCAUGUACAUUCUGGUUGGGCUGACAGUCAUCGGGGCUUUCCUAAACCUUGUGGUCUUGCGCUUCCUCACCAUGAACACGGAGGAUGAGAGGCGCGAUGCAGAGGAGCGGGCAUCCCUGAGGAGACAGAGGGAUAUGAUCACUCUGACCAUGGGGGAGGAUGGUCAUAGCCGGAGCUCCCUCUUUCUGCCAAUGGAGGAGGGCACCAGCCACACCAACUUGAUCCCACCAAUGGCCGAGGAGCAGGAGGGCGCCCUAGAGCCACGCCCCUCCAAGCCCGAGUCCCGUAUGAGGUCACUCUUCUCCUGCAUGUGCUACCAAUUGGCUUCCUGUGGCAGCCCCCCUCCUGUGCACCACAACCAUAUGGGCUGCCAUACCAACUCUGUCUACUACAACUCCAUCUCCUACAGUAUUGAGGGAGGUCUUUGCAGCACGAAAGACAGCAUUGCUCUGUCUUCCGCAGUAAGCACCAUGAAUCCUGGACUCGUACAUUUCAGGGACUUUCCUUUUGCACGAAGGAAGUCAAUUUAAUUUGUUCACAUAUAGUCCAAGAAAACACAAUUGUACAAA
This is a messenger RNA of Brienomyrus brachyistius, 1289 nucleotides long. RefSeq names its product potassium channel, subfamily K, member 15 (gene kcnk15). Gene Ontology annotation, cellular component: membrane. The transcript is spliced from 2 exons. Gene Ontology annotation, molecular function: potassium ion leak channel activity. Bases 48 to 1250 code for a protein of 400 amino acids. NCBI's taxonomy places the organism in Eukaryota, Metazoa, Chordata, Actinopteri, Osteoglossiformes, Mormyridae. The record is from RefSeq and is a predicted model, not a curated record. Gene Ontology annotation, biological process: stabilization of membrane potential; potassium ion transmembrane transport.